This is a messenger RNA of Trichoderma asperellum CBS 433.97, 849 nucleotides long. The record is from RefSeq and is a predicted model, not a curated record. NCBI's taxonomy places the organism in Eukaryota, Fungi, Ascomycota, Sordariomycetes, Hypocreales, Hypocreaceae.
AUGAACAACAAACCUCAUAACCUUACUGUACCUACGAGCGAGGGAUUUGGUGUGCGAUUUCUGAAUGAAAAAUGGAAUGACAGCAUCUCAAAUGGCCAUCCAUUUACGAUCAGGUGGAACGAGUCCUUAAAUGACGCUCUAUCUCCAGGGCUUGGGCUCUUUAAGAUUACAUAUCCCAGAAAUGGAGUUGCUGCUUACGAGCUGAUAUCGGACUUGACAGAUGACAUGAACAAUGAAAAUGCAACCUGUUUGUGGACGCCAGACCACCUUGAUGAUGAGUUGUAUACGCUGUGGCUCACAUCGUCUCGGGAUGCUCGGUCGGGUUGGACAGCUUCUCCUCCAUGGAGACUUACUGAAUCUCCACGAUACCCUCUACACUGGGCUGCCCCUAUUGUCAUCCCCAUUAUUGUGGUAUUGGCUGUCUAUACACUAGGCCUUACUGCCUGCAUCACAUACCGACGGCAUAGAAAGGCUAAACGCGAAGAGAAAAGCAAUGGAGAUCAACUUGGCAAAGAAAAAGCCAAUGAGGAGCCAUCAUUCUUCAGCGAUGGAGAUAGGCAUCCUUCUGUUGAUACAAUGGUCACAUUAGAGAGCCUUGGCGACUCGAUUAAGGCGGAUAAGCAGAAAAUAUGGCUCCUGACACAGUCUGCAUCAGGGUCUCUUCUAUUAUCCUCCCCAACCAGCAGGAAGAACUCGGAUGCGACGUUGGUUUCCCCCACAGCGCUAUCCUCCGACCCCCUUCUCAUUUCCCCCAUCAGCUCAUAUCCCCGAGAUCGAAGGGCUGUCGUUGCUGGUAGACAGGGACACUCGCUAAGAAUCAUUAUACCGUCUAGCGAUGAACAGGACUGA